AUAUUUAAGCUCUUACACUCCAUAUACCUCCUCAAUACUCUGUAAUAUAAUUCGGGACGCCUGCCAAAUAUAAAUUGAUAAAAUUUACAUUAUUUUUCAUAUAUUUUCGAAAUCAUUAACGUCAAUCAAUAACUGAUGUCAGAAUUAGCCUCUGAAUUUCGAAACCUACUUGAUUGGUUAUGCAGUGAAGAGGCUUUGACUUCACUCGAUAAUACGAUCAGGUUAAUGCAAGAACUUACUGUGAAGAAGGAUAAACUUUUUAGUAUUUUCGAGAGCCAGCCGAAGAAUGAAGAGCAUCGCAAAACUCUACGAUCUGGAAAACCAUUGAUUAAUGGCAUCGAAUAUAAAGUCAAUGAAGAAUUUAUCAAUCAAGCUGUCUUCCUGUCAGAUCAGUUGGAUAUUAACGAGUAUGAAGCUUCACGAUUAUUAUUAAGUGGCAUUGGUAAAAGGUCUUCCAGUAACCUCUGCCCUUUGGAUAUGGCUGUUUUCACCUAUCACGACGAAAGAGGCUACGCAUUAGCCAUAUUGAAUUUUAUACUCGAGUUUGCUAGUAAUGAUGACCUUGCUUCUGAUAUAAGGUCCUUAUUUAUAAACUUUGUGGGCGAUAACUUUGACAAUACGGAUAACACCACAAUAGUCAAGCGAUUGUUAAAACGCGAAAAAGAUAUUGUGAACUCUAUUAAUGCUUUCACGAAAGAUGGAAAAUUGAAAUCAGGGUUUGAUAAUAAUUUCGCAAAAUCUCAAACACAGCAAAGCCAACCGCAGCAGUUGCAGCAACAGACGUCGUUGUUCAGCCAACCACAAGCACAGCAACAACAGCCUUCGCUCUUUGGUAGCAGCCAACCUCAACAACAGCCUCAACAACAGGCUUCACUCUUUGGUAGCAGCCAGCCUCAACAACAGCAAGGAAGCUCUCUCUUCUCACAGACACAGCAAAAGCCUUCACUGGGUUCACAGAUCCCACCACAGCAACAACAGCAGCAACAGCAGUUAAAUCUUAAGGAAGAAUUGACGUUCAACGAUAAAACAGAGAAAUUUCAUAUUAAGCGAUUAGCUGAUGAGCGAAACUUCCUAGUCCAAAUCUUAUACAAUAUGACUCAUUUAUACUGGUUGCGAGAAACAGAUAUCACAGCAUUAUUUUCACGAGUACAAUCCGCCAACCUUUCAGAUGCAUCGUGUUCAUACAUUCUCACUGCGCUUUUUGCUGCAAUAUCAGUGCAUCCCAAAGAACGAGAAGCGUAUAAUUGGACCAAGAAUGACGAAAUUUUGAAGAAAAUAAACGAUAAAGUCAACAGCACCACAUGGAAAACAGGAAUUUUGCAGGCAACUGUUCAAGUACAAUGGGCUUUAUCUGUGGAUAAGAUCAGCAAGACAUACCCUAAUAUUGAGACAGUACUUUCGAUGAAGGAAAAAGAACGUUUACAAUAUAUGGAAGCGGCUGUAAAUAAGGAUGCAUUCGGGUUUAUGAAUGACUAUCUGUUAUACUUCAAACAAAGGAAAUUAGAAGAAGAGAAAAGAAAUACAAUUCAAGACAUGGAUAUCGAUGAAGCAGACAUGAUCAUCGACGGUUUAGUGGUUGAUCCUAAUGAUUAUACGAAAUUUGAUGUUGAUAUCUGCCAUGAUUUCCAAAAUUAUACUGUAUUGCAAUUAGAAUAUUUGGCAGAAUCCUUCAUCUACGCAAUGUCUAAAUACUUUGACAAUCUGAAAAUGGCAGCAGUAACUUCUACAACUGAUUUGUCGGAAUUAUCAACUGAAUAUAGAUCCCCUUAUACCACUUUACAGCAGUUUCUGACGUUAUUGUCGAGUAUUUAUAAAGACCGUUUGAACACUGGUUUCAAAUAUUGGGAUCGUACAAAUGGAUUGUCAACAUUUGUAGCAUAUUUGAUUGAAUUUCAAGCACCUGAACUUUUUGCGGCUACAUUCGAAUUCUUGGGCGCCAUAUCCACAGGAGAGAAGUGUGCGCCUUUAGCUCAUAAUGUCCUAAAAUCGGGCAUUACUUUAGCUGACUUAUCGUCCAGCCAUCUCUUCUCGUGGGGUAAAUUAUUCUCUGCUCUUCAUUUUUACAGCAAACAAUAUGCUGAGCAAACGGUCAAGGAUGAAACACCUAUUAUCCCUGCAAACGAGGAAACAACACUGUGUAAAUUCUUAUAUCUUUGUCAACAAGUGGUACAGUACAGUGCCGAAGCACGUUCAGCGAUUUGGUACGACCCUAUUCUUCGAGCCCAUGAAUCAAUCGUUAGCAUGAUAAGUUGUCCUACCUCCACUCAAUUGCGUACCUCGCUCUAUGGUUUGUUAACAGCCUUCUGUUCUAAUUGGGGUGGUGGUGUGGAUCAUAUCGGUGAAAAAAUUGCAAUAGACGUAUGGCAAACUUUGGAACGCUCUGACAUGGUGAUACCUAACAAAAACAUGGUUCUAAGUUCAGCAGUUACUACUACAACAUCUGUACCUGUACAAUCGACCAGACCCAAUACUUUGUUUGAGGGCAAUGAUGCUACGUCUUAUGCUCAGCAAUUGCACGCUCGAAACAUUCUCAAUAAGUCAAGCGUUACUACAAGGCUCAGAGAUCCCGAUUAUGUUCCUUCCUAUCUAUUACCAGAGCAGCCUUCGGGGUUCUUGCAUGAAUUUGAGGAUGAGAAGAGUAAAAAACUUUAUACCGAAACCAUUGCUGUAUUGGAUUUGCUGGCCUCUUUGAUUCAUACGCAAAGUAAAAGAGAUUACCUAAUCUCUGGAUUCGUGCCAGAUGUAUCCUCUAUUCCUUUCUGCCUUGGUUCUGAUAACAACCGUACACCAGGUAUAGCACCUUAUAUCUCUCUCGUAAUCGAUCACAUUAUGUCGUCUCUUAGAGAUCUCUCAUAUACACACCCUGAAACAAAAUGGCAGUUAACAGCUGCUUGUUUGCGUAUUGUUGAAAAUAGCAUCAUGUCGUUCAACUUCGAGCCAGUGUGUGCUUAUAUUCAAUCUAUUACACAGCCUCAAUUCAACAAGAGUACGAACGAAAGCGAUUCUAUGAGAAACAGCAUACUUGGAAAUCGUACAAAUGGUGAAGAUGGGAAUGUCUCUGCUAAUGUACAAACAGCUUUAUUGAGGUGUGUAACGCAUCCUGGGUAUGAUAUUAUGAUUCGACUUCUCUCCGGUAGUGGUUUACUGCAUGAAAUUUUUGACAUUAUUACUACGGAUGAAGAAAAGAAGGAUGAGGGCAACGUUGUGAUGAGAACCAAGAAAUAUGAUUAUUAUCGAACUUGUUUGACACGUUGUUUGCGUAUUCUCAAAAGAGCAUACAUUGCUCAAAACAUGUUUAUCAACGUAUUUAUGCAUCAAUUAAGCCGUGCAUCCAGUUCGUUGCCUAUGGGUCAGUUCAAGUUAGGUCAAUUCAGCUUCCCUACACCACCUGCUUCCUUACGUCCUCUUAGUGCGCUUAUGUUAAGCAAUAAAGAAGCCAUAGUUCAAAUUGCUUUAAUGGUCAAGUACGAGCCUUCCUUGGAAAUAAGUCACCUCUCCACAGAUCUUUUGUCGUUGCUCGCUUCUAAACCCGAUGAAAAUACAGAAGAAAUUAAACCCCUUGAUCAUGUCUAUAUACCACUUGGUGGUAUUGGUUCUAAAUUGGUUCAAAUACUAUUAUCUAGUGAUAAAGCAAACGAGAUCAUACUUAAUGUGGAAGAACAGCUGGCAAUUGAAACACCUGAAAGAAUCACCUACGAUGACUAUGAGUUUGACAUAAACGUUAUACCAUUUUGGUUGGCUGAAAAGACUUUAAAAAACGUAUACAGAUACAAUCAAGACAUUGAAUACCGCUAUCCGUCAUCGAUUCGUAUAUCUCUCAUAGAUGCUCUGAUAAAGCAUGCUGAAAAAGAUAUGCCAUCUCCUAACCUAACGGAAUUCUUACUAGGCUAUGACGUGAAGGAUAUCAAAUUAGAAGACGUACAACAAAGAUCAAUGGCUGAUGCUGAUCAAUCACAUUUUGCUUGCUUGGCUUCUCUUUUAUCUAUGCUUCGAAGAGGCACCCAAUCGGCCACUACCAACAAAGAUAAUACAGAGGAUGAUAAUGAAGCAGACAAUCAUAAUCGGGACCCAUUUAUUCAAUCGCACCCUAUCUUAGCAGAAAAAUGCUAUCAGCUCGUUUAUAAAUUGUGCGCACGUGAAUCGAUAUCUGCAGAGACACUAAAUUAUCUUCGACAUAACGAUAACUUCCUAAUCGAGCAAUUCCAACUGAUUAAACAUCGUUUAGAAAGCUCAGUUAAAGUGGCAGAGCCUUAUUUUGCAGGUGAAAUGAUAUCUUCUGGAGGACAAGUUGUCAAGACAGACUACUUUACUCUUGUUAAUGCUUUACACCAACGUGCCUGGAUAUUGAAGCUGAUUGCUCUCCAGUUACAUCAAAGUGAUGAAAAGUCAACAAUGCUUCCCUUGCUCCGCGCACUUUAUGGCGUGGAUAUAUCCGAUAGCGACAUUGCUGGGCAACUUGAAAAUCUUAGUUUAAUGACAGGUUAUCAGCAACCUCAUUGCGAUAUGCUUGAAAUCAUCAGCUCUCUGGACUUUAAAUGGAAUGAUGGAUUAGACAGAAAUCAGCAAUUGGAUACUCCAAGCAAAUACUUUCAGAACGUCAAACCGGAAGAUUACAUGUUCAAAAAGGAUGGGUACGAGCUUUAUGAUAUUCGACGCAUUUAUCAGAAGCUUCGACAAAUGCAAAUCAUCGCCCAUGAGCAAAACGCUUUACCUGCUAAUGAACAAACCGAUUUGGAAAUGGAGAUGGGAGCUAUUUUGAGACGUUUAAUGGCGGAUAACCAUCAUCGUGAAAUUGAAAAUGCUCGCUUACAUUGCUUACGCGCAUGGAAGCAAGUAGUGGAAGUCACUUUGUCUGAUUGCAUUGAUACUUUCACCUUCGAGGCUCGUGAACGAAUCAUUUAUGAUUUGCUAACGGAAUUAUUGCCCAAACUUAUCAGCGAAGAUUAUCUCCAUAUCGGAAUUAUGAAGGGGUUAAGCGAAGUGAUUUUGAGCCUUUUGACGCGAUUGCGUGAGGAUAAGCGUCGUCAAACACUUCUUCAAAUCAUACCUUUGAACAAUAACCAAGCAGUGUCAACUUCCGGCUUGCCCACUGAGAAACUAGGCAUGGUUUUCAGCCUUUUAAUCACUGCCAUUCUCAGGAAGACAUGUACUAUUGAAAUACGUAGUACAUUGUAUUCGGCUCUCAUCAAUUUACUUCAAUAUACCUCACCUGAACAUCAAAAUCACACAAGGAGAACUUCUUCAGCUGAUCAAAUUCGCCAGCAAGUAGUGGACAUUAUUCGAGGCGAGCACAAGGAAUCCUUGCUAGAUCUUAUUUCUCAAGAUGCGAAUCAAGGCUUGGAUGACUAUAGAUCUACUGCCUAUGCUGCUCUGGAAGCCAUCUAUGUCUUUGUCAGUCAAGAAGGCGAUUCAUCUGUACUUACUUAUCUUAUGAGGAACAACUUUUUGAAGUAUGCUAUUGAAUUCAUAAGACGUUAUGAUGAAAGCUUUUUAUCUUUGAUUGAACACCGGGAUACAUCCCUUAUACCUCUUCGUAUCUAUGAAGCACAAAUAUCGCUCUUCUUACAGUUUGCUUCAACGCGAGAGGGAGCUACCCUAUUAUUAAACACUGGUAUCCUGCAGACCUUAUCUAAGUGUAAAUUCCUCAAUGUCCGUAUUGAAGAAGCUAGAAACAAAGACAACCCACGGGCCUUGGAACGUCAUCGCCGCUUACUCAAUCCCAUUUUGGAACUUAUUAACGUCAUGCUAAAGAGUCUUAACAAUAUCCAAAUAUAUGACACUACUCAGUUUGAGCAAUGGAUCGCAAAACAAGAUGCUAUUCUGGAAAUUUUGAAAGAUCAAUACAAGCAAACAACGCUUUCUUCAUUGUAUACCCUUCAAUUAGCCUCGUUAAUGGUUUAUCAACUCAGUUGUCGUCAUGAUUAUUUCCUAGGCUUGGAAAACAGAGGUUUAGAUAUGAUUGAUUCUGCUAUGAAAAGUUUGAUUUCUAAAUAUGCCUUUUCAGGUGUUUGGAUAUCUGCUGUUGUAUUAAUUGACAAAGAGGAGGAGACUUGGGCUAUUGAUGAAACUCAAGAAACAACCGAUAAGCAAGGAAAGGAAUUGUUCCUUGUUGUUAAAGCAGAGAAGCUCAUGAACGAUAUUAUGAACAAUCUCUUGGCUUACGCUCGAUUGUCUACGUUCAGACCUUACAAACUUACUGGUUCCCGAAUCUUUACGCCCAUCUUUGCCAAUUGUCUUGAGCCCAUUGAGAAUCAAUCGCCUGCUCAUUUACGCAAAGCUUCUUUAAUGACACCUUCUUUGACAACGCUUGCUGCUUGUAUAUCAUUUGCCAGCAAAAAGUUGAAUAUGGCCAUUAGUGCUUAUGAUUCACUUUGCUUACAAAAAGAGAACGUCACUUCUUUGAAAUAUGAAGAGAUAAUGGAAGUGGUUCAUACAGCAAUUCCUAAAGGGCUCAAUAUCGAAUUUGAAAGCCUCAAUCCUUCACAACAAACACAUGUUUUGUCGACUGAAUUGGCUCGACGCUGUCAUUCAAAGAAAAAGGAAUUGAACGACUUGAAAUUCACGAUUGAAAAUGCUCUGUUUAUUCUAUGGCGACACUUGGAAUUUUACUUGGAUAGACACUCUAUUUCUACUUCUGUGGAAAUCAGUCCUUGUCAAAGAUAUGCAAACGAAAAGGUGAUAUUGCACCAGCAAUCUUUCUUUCAAACUUCACCUGCUGUCAUCAAUCAACUGAAGAAAACUUGCCAGACUGUUCUGGAGCCACUUCUACUCAAGUUAGAAUGUGUUCCUCGUUCUUAUCUUGACUCUACUUUUAUCGUAGAGUUAUGUAAACGUUCAAAAAAAUGCUUCAAAGCAUGAAUGCUAAGCAUCAACUAUUUUGAACGUACAAUAAUUUGAAAUCAUAUUAUGCUUUGUAAAUAAAUAAUAGUCAUUUGUAUCGUACAAUUCCUUUUUUCAUCUUAUUAAAUUUUAUUUAUCCA
Messenger RNA from Mycotypha africana, 6980 nucleotides. RefSeq names its product nucleoporin Nup186/Nup192/Nup205. The coding region runs from base 136 to 6858 and encodes 2240 amino acids. NCBI's taxonomy places the organism in Eukaryota, Fungi, Mucoromycota, Mucoromycetes, Mucorales, Mycotyphaceae. Gene Ontology annotation, cellular component: nuclear pore; nuclear pore inner ring. Gene Ontology annotation, biological process: nuclear pore organization. Gene Ontology annotation, molecular function: structural constituent of nuclear pore. The transcript has 7 exons. The record is from RefSeq and is a predicted model, not a curated record.